Vitis vinifera (wine grape) is the source of this 579-nucleotide messenger RNA. Its product is annotated as auxin-induced protein 22A-like. Gene Ontology annotation, molecular function: protein binding. NCBI's taxonomy places the organism in Eukaryota, Viridiplantae, Streptophyta, Magnoliopsida, Vitales, Vitaceae. The record is from RefSeq and is marked provisional. Gene Ontology annotation, biological process: regulation of DNA-templated transcription. Gene Ontology annotation, cellular component: nucleus. The transcript is spliced from 3 exons. Bases 1 to 579 code for a protein of 192 amino acids.
AUGGCCCUAGGACUCGAGAUCACUGAGCUGAGGCUGGGUCUGCCCGGUCAUGCCGACUCAAACCACCUUGCUGGUGUUAAUGCAGUGGAGAGAAACGAGAAGAAGAGGGUGUUUUCUGAGAUGUCCGGGGAUAGCAGCGCCACCACUUGUGAACGGAAAGCCCAGAACAAGAACCAAGUUGUGGGGUGGCCGCCAGUCUGCUCAUAUCGGAGGAAGAACAGUUUUAACGACAAGGAUCGAACAGAAGCUACCAAAAUGUACGUGAAAGUGAGCAUGGACGGCGCACCUUUUCUUCGUAAGAUCGAUUUGAGUUCCCACCAAGGCUACUUCAAUCUUGUCACCGCUUUUGAGGAGCUUUUCGGGUGUUUCGGCAUCGGUGAAGCAUUGAAAGAUGCAGAUAGUUCAGAGUAUAUUCCCAUAUAUGAGGACAAAGAUGGGGACUGGAUGCUUGUAGGAGAUGUUCCUUGGGAGAUGUUCAUUGAAUCUUGCAAGAGGCUGAGGAUCAAGAAAAAAUCCGAAACCAAGAAUUUCGGCCUGCAGUUAAAUUCUCUGAAGGAACUCCAGAAGAUAAAUGAUUAG